Messenger RNA from Paramecium primaurelia, 677 nucleotides. NCBI's taxonomy places the organism in Eukaryota, Ciliophora, Oligohymenophorea, Peniculida, Parameciidae. The record is from the annotation of a GenBank genome assembly.
AUGUCUUAAAUAAAGUUUUGCUUAUACCACUAAGUGUAUUUUGGAUAAGGUGUGUACAUGGCUAGUUCUUAAAAUAAUUGGAAAAUAGAUGAGAGUAGUAGGAUGACCUGUAUUAAAGUAAAAAAGUAUUUAAAAAUGUAGUUUAAUCGAUGGGAACUUGAGUUAUAGGUAACUGAUGCAUAAUUGGAAUAUAAAUAUGUGAUUGCAGAUUAUGAUAACCCAUCUUUACACUAAUAAAUUUGGGAAAGAGGUAACAACAGAAAUGUAAUUAAAUCUAAAUCAAAUAGUUCAGAAACUAUAAGUAUACAAACAUAUUCAUUAAUAUCAUAGAAGAUAUAUGGGAGAAAAGAAUGAUUUCUCUAAAAUUAAUGGCUUUAAAUAAUAAUUCUUUAGCCAUCGUAAUAGGGAACUUCCCAGCUUUGUCAACUCCAAUUCAAAUGAAAUUGUUAGAAAAGAAAUAGAUGAAGUAUUUUACUGCUAAAUUUUACAUUGACAUCACUAAUUCGGAUUAAGUGAUUCAAUUUCAAUACUAUUUGCUUAUAAAAGAUCCUAGUAAUAGAAUUUUGUAAAUUUUAGCCCCUAUGGAAUUCAUAAGUAAUCCAAUAACUCUUGGCAUUUCGGAAAGAAAUUAAGAAAUAUGUCAAGCAAUCUCAUUUUAUAGAAUUGCUAUAUGUUGA